AUGAGUAAUCAGUGCAGUGUGUGCGACACGGUAAUCUCCAAGAAGGCACCAGGCAUCCAGUGCGGAGGUUUUUGUGGAUUGUUCUUUCACGCUAACUCCGUAUGUUCGGAUAUAAACAAACAUCAGCUGUCUCUCGUCAAUCUUCCCGGUGGUCGAUGGCAUUGUGGGAGUUGUCGAACUGACCGGAUCAGCCCGCCGCCCACGCGUGCCCCGCGUCCCAGUCAACCUCGACGGGGGACCCCGAGUGCUGGAGGUGAUGAUGAAGACGACCUGCGCAGCGAGAUUUCCCUCCUACGAGGUGAAAUCGCGGAACUUCGAAAGUGCGUUACUUUCUGCUCGGAAAAAGUAUCUGAUUUCGAAACUCAAUUGAUUCAUUUCAAAAAUUUAUGUAAAACUACCGAAGACCUGAAGAAAGAAAACGGUCUUUUGAAGGAAGAGGUCAAAUCCCUGAGUGCGAAAGUUAACAAUGCAGAACAGCUCAGCAGGGCAAACAACGUUGAGAUACAGGGUGUCACAGAGUGGAAAGGUGAAAAUCUUAUAAAUGUUGUGGAAACCAUUGGAAAACACGUGGGUUAUGCCGUCAAUAAAUCUGACAUUGAUUUUGCUACUCGGGUGCCUACCAUGAACUCCGAGAAACCAAAGCACAUAAUUGUGCGAUUCUUGUCGAGAAUGAAACGCGAUGAGUUUGUGGCCAAAUCCAAAUUCAAACGUAAGGAGUCCAGCGAUCCUGGUAUGAAGAUUGAAUCCCUAUCUAAUAAUAAAAUAUAUUUGAAUGAACAUCUAACUGCAAUUAAUAAGAAGCUAUUUAAGGAUGCUCGCGAGACAGCGAAAGAACGAGGUUACAAGUUCACUUGGGUACAGAAUGGGAGCAUCCUCAUGCGUAAAGACGUCUCCAGUAGGAUUAUUCAUAUAAGUAAACCAAGCGAUCUCAAAAACAUAAAAUAA
Molecule: messenger RNA, 945 nt
Organism: Coccinella septempunctata (seven-spotted ladybird)
Lineage: Eukaryota; Metazoa; Arthropoda; Insecta; Coleoptera; Coccinellidae
Exons: 1
Coding region: 1-945 (314 amino acids)
Source: RefSeq, a predicted model, not a curated record